Messenger RNA from Xylaria bambusicola, 1482 nucleotides. RefSeq lists its product as uncharacterized. The coding region runs from base 514 to 1062 and encodes 182 amino acids. The transcript has 3 exons. NCBI's taxonomy places the organism in Eukaryota, Fungi, Ascomycota, Sordariomycetes, Xylariales, Xylariaceae. The record is from RefSeq and is a predicted model, not a curated record.
AAAUGGCUAGCGAGGGCCACCUUUAAUUUAAGUCUAUGGGCGUGUCAUUGUUUUUGAACCAGGUUCUAUUUAUUAUCUAGGUUAACUCGUCUGAAACCCCUAGUAGGCUCUUCUCAUCAUCAAUUAACAUGAACUCGGUCAAUACUAAGCCAUACCAGCUUCCAGCAGACGCCCUCUGGUUCAGUAAGGAGCCUCUCUUGCCUCUAUUGACUAUGCUGACGAAGCAUAGUUACCGGGUGUUCCAGCGGCAUUGGUCGUGCUGUUGCUGAGUUUAUAGCUGCUAAGCCUGGUUAUCGUCUUAUUGCGACGGCUAGAAACCUCGCCAGCUUGUCGUACCUUCCAGACAACGACACUAUUUUAAAGCUGACUUUGGACGUGGCAUCUCCUACAUCCGUCGAACAAGCCUUUAAAACAGCGGCAGACCAUUUUAAAGAUCAAUUUCACAUAGACAUACUUGUCAACAAUGCCGGGUAUGAGUUGGCCGGCGAUACUGAGGCAGCAACCGAACAAGAGAUGCACGACCAAUUUGAAACAAACUUCUUCGGGAUCGUACGAGUGGCUACUAGGGCCACGAACGUGAUGAGAAGAGGGAACCGCGGUGGCAUUAUCUUCAAUAUGUCCUCUCUUGCUGGCGUGGCUGGGUUUCCUGGCUAUGCAUUCUACCAUGCAAGCAAGUUUGCUGUAGAAGGUUUCUCAGAGUCUUUCGCUCGGGAGUUACACCCAGACUGGAAUAUUAACGUUUGCAUCAUCGAGCCAGGCGGUAUAAGAACAGAGUUCGAACAUGGUAGCAAGAAAUAUACCGCGGUCCACGAGGACUACGAUGGUGCCGAUAUGCCAGCGCGUCAGCUAGCUGCCUGGGUGAAGAAGGCUUCUACCUCAGGCGGCGGCGUCCCGCCGUCUGCCGUAGCCAAGGUGCUAUACCUUGUGGCUAGUCGAAACGACAAAGUCCCUCUGUGGCUGCCACUGACUAGCAAUGCGGCCAGCUUGAUUAGAAAGAAGCUGCAGGCACGCCUCGAUAACUUAGAGUCGGUCCAAGAGCUCACGCCUAUCGAGACUAUGUAAGUCGACAGGUUGGGUUGAUUUAUUGCUACCUCUAGCGACCUGUACAUUGCUAGAUACCGUGAAAUGGACAAGGAUUUCGAGCUGUGAUUGGGGUAAAGCUGCUGUUUGAGAACGGGAAUCGAUACCUGGGUUCCUUUGCGGACCAAAUGGAAAGAGAGUAAACUGUUACCAAAGUCUCCUUUUUGCUGUGUGUCACGGAGAACAGGACCUCUGGAGAUUUUCCUGCCUUCCAUCUACCUAAGUUGUUUUUAUCUUUGCUGUAACUUACUUGACUUGGGUGAAUUGAGAGGCAUCCUUGUUCUCAAACAUCCGUUCAUCGAGCUUCAGAGAAUUCUAUUCUACUAGAUUGAUCGAAAAUAAUGCUCACAGGCUAACAACAGAUGUUAAGUCUGGGUAGUCGUUCUGUCCCUUAGAAAUACG